CCGCGUGCGAGGCGCACGAAAACGGCACUUUACGAAAAAUAAAAAAAUAAACAAGAGCUCGCGCGCUCGUUCUGCUGGACUUAUUUAUUAUUUUCUUUUCUUUUUUUAAAGAAACAACCAAGCUGUUUUUUUUAUUAUUGUUAUUAAAAACCUCUUUAUAUGUAGCCUUAACUGAACAAACCGAGCGCGUUUUUAUUGUCCCGUAAAGCGCCGGAGCGCCGCACUGUUAUGAGGCGAGGAUGAGCCACUCUCAGGACAGCGGAAGCAAGUGCACGGCCGCCCCCAUCUCCAGCUUCACCAUCCAGUCCAUCCUGGGCACGGCGAGCGAGGGGAAGGAGCAGAGCCCCGCGGGAGCGGCCAGGAAGCGCGCGCUGUCCGUGUCCUCCGAGGACGAGUGCAGUGGGGCUGAGGACUCGGGGGACUGCUGCUGCUCCGAGCCCGGGCUGCCCGAGCCCUGCAGCCGCCACCAGCCGCUCAACUUCUCCUGCCUGGGUCCCCCCAAAUCCCUCCUCCAGUCCCAGGACGGCCUGGAGCGUCCCGCGCGCCUGCCCCCGUCCCUGCUGUCUGCGGACUACAAGGAAGAGCACGAGGAGGAGGAGGAGCGCGAGGGCGCGUCGUGCGAGGAGCGGCGGCGCGAGGGCAUCGGCGCGGACAAGGCGGGCGCCGCGGCCAAGAAGAAGACGCGCACGGUGUUCUCGCGCAGCCAGGUCUACCAGCUCGAGUCCACGUUCGACGUGAAGCGCUACCUGAGCAGCUCGGAGCGCGCGUGCCUCGCCUCGAGCCUGCAGCUGACCGAGACGCAGGUCAAGACGUGGUUCCAGAACCGCAGGAACAAGUGGAAGCGGCAGCUCUCGGCCGAACUGGAGGCGGCCAACAUGGCGCACGCCUCGGCGCAGACUCUGGUGGGCAUGCCGCUCGUGCUCCGCGAGAACGGGCUGCUGCGCGUGCCCGUGCCGCGCUCCAUCGCCUUCCCCACGCCCCUAUAUUACCCCGGAAGCAACCUGCCCGCCCUGCCCUUAUACAAUCUUUAUAACAAGAUUGACUACUGACUCACAGACGACAACCGACGCGUUACCACCACCAUCAUCAUCAUCAUCAUCAUCACUGUCAUGAUUAUUAUUAUGAUUAUAAUAAGGAAAAAGUCCCAUAAUGAACGAACUGACCUGAGUCAGAUGUGUACACCGUCUCCACAUGAGCGAAUCACAGCUCGGCUACUCGGCGAAGCCGCUUUGUGACGAAAAACGCGCUAAAAGUUGCGCUUUUUCCGUCAUGAGGCAUAAAAAACUGAACUGGACUGAUGACGUCAACGCAACUCUAGCCAAACGCGAACUCAAAAACUGUGUUGAUGCGUUUCAUUUAUGUGCAAAUGCUGUACACAUUUCGGUCAACAGAAUCCAGUGAAAACCAUUCGAAGGGGAAUUCCACCCACGUUUCAACAUUUCUCAUAAUCCACUCGUUGUAAACAAAAGCCGUUCAGGUUUGAUGUGAAAUGACUGUCUGAUUUUUUUCACAGUGGUGGUGAACGGAACCAAACGUCUUUAUUUACUACCCAAAUCGAGAGGUUUUUUUCUAUGGUGAAACAGUGGUCAGUCUGAGAAAGUAGGCACUAUUUUGUCUGCACGUAUCCCUCCGCCAGGGAGAAAACAAGUUUAAGGCCAAAACUCGAUUUCAAAACUAUCGUAAAUCAGCGUCUCAAGCAUUCGGACGGCGUAUUCAUAACUAUGAGGUAGAUUUUAUUGUGUAUUUAUUUUUUAAAAUUGACUUUCGUCUUUGCACAAACAACAGUCACGUAUAACUACAACAAGGUUGCCAGUUGCCAUGCAGCCUACAAAUUAGAAUACAAGUUAGCAUUCUAGAUUUGCCCACCCAAAAGUGUCCAUCAUAAUUCAGCGACCCCCACCCCCCCAAAGAAAUAAAAUAAAUAUUAAAAAUAAAAAUAAUGAACUGAAUCAAUUAAAUUUGAAAGAAAUUGUCUCGUAGCACCCGAAAUUAAAGCAAAUGUGAGACUUUCCAUUUCAUAUAUUCCAUAAACAAUCUUUCAAUGUUUUUUUUUUUUACCCACAAUUCAACAGUUGGGGGGUCUAGCUGAAGCAUGUUAGAGCCAUUAAACCCCUCAGACGUCUGGUUCCCAUCACCACCACUGUGACCAAUUCUGACACACUUAAAAACAUGGUUCUUCAUGGGU
Messenger RNA from Colossoma macropomum (tambaqui), 2185 nucleotides. RefSeq names its product H6 family homeobox 2 (gene hmx2). Gene Ontology annotation, cellular component: nucleus. The record is from RefSeq and is a predicted model, not a curated record. The transcript has 2 exons. The coding region runs from base 240 to 1049 and encodes 269 amino acids. Gene Ontology annotation, biological process: regulation of transcription by RNA polymerase II. Gene Ontology annotation, molecular function: DNA-binding transcription factor activity, RNA polymerase II-specific; RNA polymerase II transcription regulatory region sequence-specific DNA binding. NCBI's taxonomy places the organism in Eukaryota, Metazoa, Chordata, Actinopteri, Characiformes, Serrasalmidae.